This is a messenger RNA of Hordeum vulgare subsp. vulgare (domesticated barley), 2085 nucleotides long. RefSeq names its product signal peptide peptidase-like 4. NCBI's taxonomy places the organism in Eukaryota, Viridiplantae, Streptophyta, Magnoliopsida, Poales, Poaceae. Bases 242 to 1888 code for a protein of 548 amino acids. The transcript has 14 exons. Gene Ontology annotation, biological process: membrane protein proteolysis. The record is from RefSeq and is a predicted model, not a curated record. Gene Ontology annotation, molecular function: aspartic endopeptidase activity, intramembrane cleaving. Gene Ontology annotation, cellular component: lumenal side of endoplasmic reticulum membrane; cytoplasmic side of endoplasmic reticulum membrane; lysosomal membrane.
ACGUGAAUGAAGCCGGCUAGUCACUCGAAGGUGGGCCCCACCGCCCGCACAUCUCGUCCCGUGCGGCGCCGGCCCCAGUUGCAGCCUCCGCCCGACGCACACUCGCAGACAGAUCUAUCUCCCUCACUCACUCGUGCUCCCUCUCCCUCCCCGUUCGGCCGGCAAUCCCAGCCAUCGACCGGCCGAUCCCUCCACCCGUCCCUCCCGUCCCAGCGGCCCAGGCCCCACCGUAAGCGCGGCGAUGGGCGCCGGGGCGCGGGCGCGGGCGACGGCGGCCGCGCUGCUGCUGGUGGCGGCAGCGCUCGCGGGGGUGGCCGCCGGCGGCGACAUCGUCCACCAGGACGACGACGCGCCCAAGAUCCCCGGCUGCUCCAACGACUUCAUGCUCGUAAAGGUGCAAACUUGGGUCAAAAACAGAGAGACCGAUGAGUUUGUUGGUGUUGGUGCUCGGUUUGGCCCCAUAAUAGAGUCAAAGGAAAAGCACGCGAACCGGACAGGACUACUAUUAGCAAACCCUUUUGAUUGUUGUACCCCUCUCAAAGAAAAGGUUGCUGGAGAAGUUUUGCUAGUGCAAAGAGGAGAUUGUAAGUUCACUACAAAAGCUAAGGUUGCUGAAGAUGCUGGUGCUUCUGCUAUUGUAAUCCUGAAUAAUCGGCAUGAGCUAUACAAGAUGGUUUGUGAUCAAAAUGAAACUGAUCUGGAUAUAAAUAUACCUGCAGUUCUUCUGCCAAAAGAUGCAGGCACCAUUUUACAGGGUCUUCUCUCACUUGGUAAAGUGUCAGUGCAGUUAUACUCUCCAGAUCGACCCCUAGUUGAUACGGCAGAGGUGUUUCUAUGGCUUAUGGCUGUUGGUACCAUUCUUGGCGCAUCAUACUGGUCAGCAUGGAGUGCUCGAGAAGCACUUAUUGAACAAGAGAAACUUCUAAAGGAUGGCCAUGAAAGUUCAGUUAACAUUGAGGCCGAAGGUUCUACUGGUAUGGUAGAUAUCACCAUGACGUCGGCAAUGCUGUUUAUUGUGGUUGCAUCACUGUUUUUGGUAAUGCUUUACAAAUUGAUGUCUCACUGGUUUGUGGAGCUCCUGGUGGUUAUAUUUUGCAUUGGUGGUGUAGAGGGUUUGCAAACAUGCUUGGUGGCUUUAUUAUCAAGAUGGUUUAAACCUGCCGCAAGAUCAUUUGUAAAAGUGCCAUUUUUUGGAGCUGUUUCAUACCUUACAUUGGCAGUUUGUCCAUUUUGCAUCGUCUUUGCUGUUUUAUGGGCUGUUUAUCGCCGGAUGCCCUAUGCAUGGAUUGGGCAAGAUGUUCUUGGCAUCGCACUGAUUGUUACUGUGAUCCAGAUUGUGAGGAUACCUAAUCUUAAGGUGGGGUCUGUUCUUCUCGGCUGUUCCUUCUUGUAUGACAUCUUCUGGGUUUUCAUAUCCAAGAUGUUGUUCCAUGAGAGUGUAAUGAUUGUGGUUGCACGUGGUGAUAAUACUGACGAAGAUGGUGUACCCAUGCUGUUAAAGAUCCCACGCAUGUUUGAUCCAUGGGGUGGAUACAGCAUCAUAGGCUUUGGUGAUAUCCUUCUUCCAGGACUGCUGGUUGCUUUUGCACUAAGGUACGAUUGGGCUGCCAGGAAGACCUUACAAUCUGGUUACUUCCUGUGGUCAAUGGUUGCGUAUGGUUCUGGUCUUCUGAUCACCUACGUUGCCUUGAAUCUUAUGGAUGGGCACGGGCAACCGGCUCUUCUUUACAUCGUGCCCUUCACGCUCGGAACUUUCAUAUUGCUCGGUAAAAAGCGGGGCGAGCUCAGGAACCUCUGGAUGAAAGGACAGCCUCCGAGAGUCUGCACGCAUUCGCAUCAUCCUCUGAAGGACUCCACGGACUCCGCUUCUCAUGUAAUCUCAUCAUAGGUAGCGGCUCCCCGAAUGCUGCAUCGUAGGGCAAUGGUUCCUUGUCUGGAGGUGAAAGCACGGCUCCGCGGAUCUGUUGUGUGACCCUGUUCCGUGGGUGUAGUAGCAUCUAAUAUGGAUCUGUUGUCAUUAGAACCAAUCCAUUAGAAUUGUAUAUAGAUAGAGCCUUGUCGUUUGCUUCUCUUGUUGUUGUUUCA